GUCCGGGGCCCGGGGCGGGGGUCCGGGCUGGUGGCCCGUGCGUCUCCAGGCUUUUCCUGAAGAAAACGCACGCAGCGUUUCCACUGAAUGACGGCCUUGGCUUCCCCUAGGACCCGGCAGUUGGGCUGUGGAGUGUGUUACUGAUUCAUCCUCUCUCUGCCUCUGUCAUCAUAGGUUUAAACUUAAACGAUCGCCCUCGGAGGAGGAGGGGACCAGCCGCGCGAUUGACAGUCUAUUCCUGCAGGCGCCGUCCCUCAGCCCCCACCCCACGGCCGGAUUCCCGGGGCUCUGCUCCGGGCUGAAACCCGAGAAGAAAUCCUGAGAUCUCUUUCUUUCCAACAAAUACGAAUCGAGAAACCAUCGGCAUUUUGCCUUGGCGUUUCCUAUUGGAAAGAUGAAGAAGUUUUUCGACUCCAGGCGGGAGCAGGGCAGCUCUGGCCUGGGCUCAGGCUCCAGCGGUGGAGGGGGCAGCAGCUCAGGCCUGGGCAGUGGCUACAUCGGAAGGGUCUUCGGCAUCGGGAGGCAGCAGGUCACCGUGGACGAGGUGCUGGCGGAAGGUGGAUUCGCUCUUGUCUUUCUGGUGAGAACAAGCAAUGGGGUGAAAUGUGCCUUGAAACGUAUGUUUGUCAACAAUGAGCAUGACCUCCAGGUGUGCAAGAGGGAAAUCCAGAUCAUGAGGGACCUCUCAGGUCACAAGAACAUUGUGGGCUACAUUGAUUCUAGUAUCAACAAUGUGAGCAGUGGCGACGUCUGGGAAGUUCUCAUUCUCAUGGACUUCUGCAGAGGAGGCCAGGUGGUAAACCUGAUGAACCAGCGUCUCCAGACAGGCUUCACAGAGAACGAAGUGCUGCAGAUAUUCUGUGACACCUGCGAGGCUGUUGCUCGCUUGCAUCAGUGCAAAACUCCUAUUAUCCACCGGGACCUGAAGGUUGAAAAUAUCCUCUUGCAUGACCGAGGCCACUAUGUCUUGUGUGACUUUGGAAGUGCCACCAACAAAUUCCAGAAUCCACAGGCCGAGGGAGUCAAUGCAGUAGAAGAUGAGAUUAAGAAAUACACAACGCUGUCCUAUCGAGCUCCAGAAAUGGUCAACUUGUACAGUGGCAAAAUCAUCACUACGAAGGCAGACAUUUGGGCUCUUGGCUGUUUGUUGUAUAAAUUAUGCUACUUCACUUUGCCAUUUGGGGAGAGCCAGGUGGCAAUCUGUGAUGGAAGCUUCACAAUUCCCGAUAACUCUCGAUACUCGCAAGACAUGCACUGCCUUAUUAGGUAUAUGUUGGAACCAGACCCUGACAAGAGGCCAGAUAUUUACCAAGUUUCUUACUUCUCAUUUAAACUACUCAAGAAAGAAUGCCCAGUUCCAAAUGUACAGAACUCUCCCAUUCCUGCAAAACUUCCUGAACCAGUGAAAGCCAGUGAAGCAGCUGUAAAAAAGACCCAGCCAAAGGCCAGACUGACAGAUCCCAUUCCCACCACAGAGACUUCAAUCACACCCCGCCAGAGGCCCAAGGCUGGGCAGACUCAGCCAAACCCAGGAAUCCUUCCCAUUCAGCCAGCUCUGACUCCUCGUAAGAGGGCCACCGUUCAGCCCCUACCUCAGGCUGCUGCGGGACCCAGCAAUCAGCCUGGCCUUCUAGCCAGCGUUCCCCAACCUAAAGCCCAAGCCACACCCAGUCAACCUCUUCAGCCAUCUCAGCCCAAGCAGCCGCAAGCUCCGCCCACCCCACAGCAGACACCAUCUACGCAGGCUCAAAGUCUGCCCGCCCAGGCCCAGGCCACUCCCCAGCACCAGCAGCAGCUCCUCCUCAAGCAGCAGCAGCCCCAGCAGCAGACAGCACCACAGCAGCCAACAGGCACCUUUUACCAGCAGCAACAGCCCCAGCCCCAGCCCCAGCCCCAGCAGCAGCAGCAGCAGCAGCAGCAGCAGCAGCAGCAGGCUCAGACUCAGCAGUUUCAGGCAGUACAUCCAGCAGCCCAGCAACCAGUUACUGCACAGUUCCCUGUGGUAUCCCAGGGAGGCUCUCAGCAACAGCUAAUACAGAACUUCUACCACCACCAGCAGCAGCAACAACAGCAGCAGCAGCAGCAGCAGCUGAUGACUCAGCAGGCUGCCCUGCAGCAGAAGACUGCUGUGGUAGUACCACAGCCUCAGGCACAGCCGGCUACCGCCCCACAGCCAGCCACCGCCCAGGAGCCUGCGCAGAUUCAAGCCCCAGCAAGACAACAGCCAAAGGUUCAGACAACUCCACCUCCAACCAUCCAAGGCCAGAAAGUUGGAUCUCUCACUCCUCCAUCAUCCCCCAAAACUCAACGUGCUGGGCACAGGCGGAUUCUUAGUGAUGUAACCCACAGUGCAGUUUUUGGGGUUCCUGCCAGCAAAUCAACCCAGCUGCUUCAAGCAGCUGCAGCUGAGGCCAGUCUCAAUAAAUCUAAGUCUGCAACCACUACUCCUUCAGGCUCUCCACGGACCUCGCAGCAGAAUGUCUCUAAUGCUUCAGAAGGCUCCACGUGGAAUCCUUUUGAUGACGACAACUUCUCCAAACUCACAGCUGAAGAGCUGCUGAACAAGGACUUCGCCAAGCUUGGGGAAGGAAAGCUUCCUGAGAAGCUUGGUGGCUCUGCAGAGAGUUUGAUCCCAAGCUUCCAGCCAACGCAAGGAGAUGCCUUUGCUACUUCCUCGUUUUCUGCUGGAACCGCUGAAAAAAGGAAGGGUGGUCAGGCUGUGGACUCUGGCAUCCCACUCCUAAGUGUGUCUGAUCCUUUCAUUCCUCUUCAAGUACCCGAUGCUCCAGAAAAACUAAUCGAGGGACUCAAAUCUCCUGAUACUUCUCUUCUGCUCCCUGACCUCUUGCCUAUGGCAGAUCCUUUUGGCAGUACUUCCGAUGCUGUGAUUGAAAAAGCCGAUGUUGCUGUUGAAAGUCUCAUUCCUGGACUGGAGCUGCCUGUUGCCCAGCGCCUUCCAUCUCAGACGGAGUCUGUGACCUCGAACCGCACAGACUCUCUCACUGGGGAAGACUCUCUGCUUGACUGUUCUCUGCUUUCUAACCCUACUGCUGACCUUCUGGAAGAGUUUGCCCCUAUAGCACUUUCUGCUCCCACUCACAAAGCUGCAGAAGAUAGUAAUCUCAUCUCAGGUUUUGGUGUCGCUGAGGGCUCGGAAAAGGUGGCAGAAGAUGAGUUUGACCCUAUUCCUGUACUGAUAACCAAAAACACACAAGGUGGGCACUCUAGAAACAGCAGUGGGAGCUCUGAGUCCAGUCUUCCCAACCUAGCCAGGUCUUUGCUGCUGGUGGAUCAGCUCAUAGACCUGUAGCCGUGAGCCAGUAGCAGACGCAGUUCUGUAACCUUCAUGCCGUAAUACACAUUUCAUUACGGAGUUAUGAGAAAAAUGAUUUUUUUUUUAAUCUGCAAAUAAGGGGCCCUCAAGCCCCUUUCUCCUACCCCUUGCCUUCUCCUAUAGAAAUGAUAAGGAAAGAAAAAUCUCUGACCCUCCAGAUCCGCUCCUUGGCCGGCUCCCCUCGUUAGUUUGCUGUGUUUUCUCACUCCCCAUCUUCAAUGGCAUUAUCUUAACUCAAGUGCUGACUGCCCUGAGCUUCACCUCUGCUGGACUCCACUCACAGAAGCUUGGCUGUCACUGAGCCUGUGAUGGACACUUUGUCUCACUCUUGCUAGGAAUGGCCCCCAUGUCAGUCCUAUAGCCCGUCUCCCAGAUGCUGAUGAGUGUGUCCAUUCUUGCUUUUUAUCUCGAUGCAGUCUCCUGAGGACAUGGCGGUUGUGGCUGGUCUUACCCCCAGGCAGAAGUCUGGAGACAGAUGUGCAGUUAAAACAGGGCAAAACUAGUAAGAUGUGUUUGUGAAGAGAAAUUGGGCUCAGCUCUGGCCAGCCAGCUUUGACCUUGUUUGGUAGUAGGAUGAGCCAAAGGCUCUUAAGCCCCAUGCAACCUUCCCGGCGUUUGUCUAGCUAUCUGGCGUCCAUUGAAUCGUGAUUUUUUUCAAAUCUGGAGGUGUGACUGCAAGUGCUUGAGAUCCUUGAAUAAAUGCGUAUGUGAUAUAAAUACCAAGCAUUGCCAUCCUUCCGUGUUACCUGGCCCAAGCUGGGAAUCUCAGAAUUAGACCAAAACAAGACAGUGGUGGGAACAUGAAACCUUUUACUAGAAGACUUUUCAUGGGGGGGGGGUGGAUGGGGAAGGGAAGGAAUUGUAGCAGAAACAGAUGUAUUUUUCUUGUGAUUUUUUAUUUUGAAUCAAAUAUUGUAAAUUGUGUAUAAAUGAAGAUGCUGACUAGUUCUGUUUCUCCUUGGCAUUUCAAGUCUGACAUCAGGUGUCUGUACAGGGUUUUGAUCUCCCCCGUGUAUAACCACACAGCGUUCCUACAGUGUAACACAUGGAAUUAUUGCAGGCACAGUGUAUGCCUUGCUCUAAGCUUUCCGCAGGCCUCUGUCUCUGUAGAGCCAAGCAUGUUGUUUAUUUUCAGAUAAUCAGAAAUAAGUGUGCUGGGCACAGUCUGACUGUGGCUGCUUACCUCCUCUCUGUUGUUUAAGUUGAAGGCUGAAGCUGAUGGAAUGCGUGCAGUGGCUUUCCUUGGCUUCCUAGAUUUAAAAGACCAAACAAAGAGUAGUUCUUCCCUGACCGUAGACUAUUGUUCAGAGAUUUAAAUAAAGGCCCCUGCACUUGCCCUACAACAUGCCUCCCGCUCACCCUGUGUGUACUUACUCAUCAAGGAGUGUUUCAUUUCCUUCUGUGGAGAGCACUUUUUGUAAAAUCACCCUUCAGAAGAGGAGUGGGCGCAGAGAACCCUUUCCUCGAGUGCUGUCCUUCAGGGUUGGAAAGGAAACUCUUGAGUUCAUCAGAUUUGUACAAAUAAAAUCCCAAAUCCGUUUGCUUGUUCUCUGCUACUAUGUUGUUUUUUUCUUGCUCACAUUGCACUUUAAGUGGUGGGGAACCAGCAGCAGCAAGCGCCUGCAAACACUGCCCUAUGGAGGGCCACCGUUGUCUC
Molecule: messenger RNA, 4991 nt
Organism: Acomys russatus (golden spiny mouse)
Lineage: Eukaryota; Metazoa; Chordata; Mammalia; Rodentia; Muridae
Gene: Aak1
Product: AP2 associated kinase 1
Exons: 21
Coding region: 395-3310 (971 amino acids)
Biological process (GO): protein phosphorylation
Molecular function (GO): protein kinase activity; ATP binding
Source: RefSeq, a predicted model, not a curated record